Molecule: messenger RNA, 2386 nt
Organism: Micropterus salmoides (largemouth bass)
Lineage: Eukaryota; Metazoa; Chordata; Actinopteri; Centrarchiformes; Centrarchidae
Exons: 2
Coding region: 233-1861 (542 amino acids)
Biological process (GO): regulation of transcription by RNA polymerase II
Cellular component (GO): nucleus
Molecular function (GO): RNA polymerase II cis-regulatory region sequence-specific DNA binding; DNA-binding transcription activator activity, RNA polymerase II-specific
Source: RefSeq, a predicted model, not a curated record
GGAAGAAGAGGUGGUUGGGUCUAUCUCUGCUUCUUUGGUGUGGCUAAUGGGCUAACUGCUAUCUACUCGUUGAAAACACCGGCAAGUUAGCCCGAUUGUGAAUGUCACACUGAACGAAAAUUAACAAGCUGUUUGCGGUUUGUUGCAAGGACAUACCAGAAUACUGACACGGUGGUACCUUCAUGUCCAUGUGAAGGAAAGGUGUUCUAGAGGGCUCCACAUCAACACAUCCAUGUCUACCCUGAUCAUGGAGAGAGGGAGGCAAAAACUGCUGAAUAUCCUCGAGGAUGGCUUAGGCAGAGACCUGAUGAACGCCGGCCGGUUUUGCUUCAGCUGUGAGCAGAUAUUUGCGAAUCGGAAAUGCCUGGAGGAACACACGUGUUCUGCUGCAAGUCACAUCUGCUCCUGUGGAACAGAAUUCACUGAAUACAAAGACAUGCUGGAGCACAGCACUACUCAUGAACCAGGACAUCAAGUGCUUGAUCAUGAAACGAUAAGGAAACGCAGAAUUGAGAAGCGCAUGGAAGAGGAGGAGCAGCUGAAAAGACUACAGACAGGUGAGGUUGUCUGGAAGAUGCCUAAAUUGGACAAUGUGCCAUCAAUUACUUUGCCAGUGAAGCCUAUGGUGCAAGUACCCAUUACAUCAGGUCCUACGCCACCAGUUCCCAUGCAUAUUUCACAAGUGCCUGAGUUGUAUCCAUCUGUGUCACAAGCGUCUUUGCUCCCAAAUCCUAUAACCUCUUCAACAGAUAUGAGUGAUAUUUUUGCCGGUGUAGGUGCACCAACAGUGGAUCUUUGGACAAUUUACCAGCCAGUCGUGUUGUUGCAAACAGUGCGCACAUUUAACAAGAAAAAGCCAUACACUUGCGGUAAAUGUGGGCAGUGUUUCCUGACAAGGACCUCUCUCGUCUCCCACCACAGCUCUCAUGUUACAGAUAAGGUUUCUGGCUGUAUAGGAUGUGGGCUGCUGCUCUCCAGCAAGAAGUUAGUGCCUCGCUUCCAUGUUUGUAACUCCCCCAACACUGCUACAAAAUUCAGACUUGUCACUGCAAGACCACUGGGUAACAAGAGGCUAAAUGAAGCCAGUACAAACAGGAGUCAGAAUCUGAGUGCUCAGGGGUCUCCGGCUACUUCCUCUGUACAGCUGAAAAGCUGGAGUACUACUGCAGCCACUAAAGGCAGUUGGGCGCCUCACGUCACUUCCACCCUCCAGUUGAAAAAUCCGCAUAUGAAACCAUACAAUAAAAGCAAUCAGAGGCUUAACGUCACUCGGUCCCUGCAGUUGAAGAGUCAGAAUCUCAGUGCAUCCAAUCGUUAUGUCACUGUGGCCCAUUCAUCGAAGAACCAGAGUCCAGAUCUCAGUGCAUCCAAUAAACGCAGUCAUGGACUUCCUGUCGCUCCCUCCGGGCAGGUGAAGACGCCUGCAAACUGUGAGUUAGGUGUACCGAGAAAACCAACGCAGAUAUCCUCUUCACCAAAUAUGUUCACUUGUCGCGUCUGUCAUAUUCCUUUUGAAAGCUCUCAGCUGCUUCAGAGGCACAAGUGUGUCAAAGCACAGGAGUUUAUGGCACAGCAUGUGCGAGGUGGCAAACGGCAUUACAAGCUCAAGAGGGUGACGCCAGUGAUGAGCCCAAAUCCUCCUCAGAUGAAUGGUGAGCGAAAACUGGGUAUUCCAGCAUCUGGUAACAUAAAGAAAAACCAAGUCAUGGCUGUGGGUCUGGACAAAGGGCAAGGGGCGGCACCUGUGAAUGGGAAGACAGGAGUGGAUAUGGAUGAAGAUUGUUACAUCAUUGAAAGUGGACCAGACAAACCUGCUGAGAUGAUCUACCAAGUAACCUCAUCUGUCCCUAUUAAGACUUGAUAAAGCUAGAGAGGCAGAUAUAGUUUGCAUGUCACAUUUUAUAUUAAUUAUGGACCAAGCACAUCCAGUCUCAUGGUUGAACACCAUCUACUUGUUUAGGUUCAUCGUGCAGGAACAUACCGCUUCCUUGCUUUCUUUGAACUGCGUUAAAAGAUGAAGUAUGGGUGACAGCAUACAUGUAUCUUAAUUAAGAUGGAUAUUUUUUGUCAACACAGUCCAAAAUUGUCCAAUAUUGACUUCCCAUUAGUCUAACCUCGGUGCCCCUGCAAUUGUUAUAGAAGAUGUAAACCAAUAAUGUCUAUUAUCAAAAUGUAUGUGAAUGGUUUACCCAUGUUUGGUGGGAUACCAGGUACCGUAUUAUAGUUGGGUUUUCUUUUUUUGACUUUUUAAAUAUGCUUUUAGUAUGAUCACAAUGUGUUGUGAGGCUGUGGGACUUGGCCACAAUACCUUGUGUGUUCUUACCAGCUUUGUCACUCUUUAAGGCUACAGUACAAAUAUGUUGUAUUAAACUAUAUUUUCAAACUC